Empidonax traillii (willow flycatcher) is the source of this 9335-nucleotide messenger RNA. RefSeq names its product ASH1 like histone lysine methyltransferase (gene ASH1L). The transcript is spliced from 27 exons. The record is from RefSeq and is a predicted model, not a curated record. NCBI's taxonomy places the organism in Eukaryota, Metazoa, Chordata, Aves, Passeriformes, Tyrannidae. Gene Ontology annotation, molecular function: protein binding; chromatin binding; DNA binding. Gene Ontology annotation, cellular component: nucleus. Bases 29 to 9241 code for a protein of 3070 amino acids.
UCACCCGGAGGCAAAUAUUCCGCCUGUGAUGGACCCUCGGAAUACUGCUAUGUUAGGCUUGGCUUCCGAUUCUGAAGGGUUUUCUGGGAAAAGCCCCUCUGUGGCCAACCUUGGCACGUUGGUGGGCAAGGCGGAGGCGGAGGCCGAGGGUUGCAGCAAGGACGAGGAGGACGGCAAGAAGAAGGGCCGGGAGGGGCCCGGCGGCGGCGGCGGCGGCGGCAACGAUGGCAAGGCCGAGGCUCUGAGCGAGGCCCAGCAGGAGUUCUCCGUCAAGGAAACCAACUUCUCCGAGGGCAACCUCAAGCUGAAGAUCGGCCUGCAAGCCAAGAGGACCAAAAAGCCUCCCAAGAACCUGGAGAAUUAUGUCUGCAGGCCCGCCAUAAAAACCAGCAUCAAGCAGCCCAGGAGGGCGCCCAAGGGCGGGAAGAUGACGGAUGAGAAGAACGAGCACUGUCCUCCGAAACAAGACCCUGUAAAGUCCUACAAGAAAGCUGGAGAAGUGGAGUUGCACGUGGAGGAAGGUGUCCAAGCAGAAACAACCCCUUUGGCCAAGAAAGUCCCCCCGUUGCACUCAGAAAUGACGGAUUACACGAAGUCAUCUCCUCCCGCCCUUCUCAGCAGCCAUAACUCGGACGUAAAGGACAGGACGGAGAUGAACGGAGCGACGACCGUCACGGAGAAGCUGGCCCAGCUCAUUGCCACCUGUCCCCCCUCCAAGUCUUCCAAAGCCAAGCAGAAGAAGCCCAGCAGCGGCAGCGCCUCUGCUCUGGUGAAAGACUCCGGGAAGAAGCCGCCAGGAGCCGUCAAUCCCAGCGGGACGGCGGGGAAGGAUUUGGGGAAGAAGCUGCCGGGCUGCGGCGUGGCCGCGGGGCUGCUGAACAAGGACUCAGGGAAGAAGCCGCCGGGGAUCGGCAGCGCGGCCGUCCUGGCCAACAAAGACUCCGGCAAGAAGCCCCAAGGGGUGGGCCCCUUGGUGGGGUUGGUGAGCAAGGACCCCGGGAAGAGGCCCCUGGGGGUCGGCGCUCCCGCUGGGAUGGCCCACAAGGACUGUGGGAAGAAGCAGCCGGUGAGCGGCUCGGCGGUGGGGUUGAUCAGCAAGGACGCGGGGAGGAAACUGCCGGGGAUCAGCGCUCCGGCUGCGCUCGCCAGCAAGGAGCCUCUCAAGAAACCGGUUGGGAUCAACGCUCCAGUAGGAUUGGUUAACAAGGACGCCGCUGGGAAGAAGCUGCUGGGGGUGAACGGUCCUGCGGGCCUGCUGAGCAAGGAUUCCGGGAGGAAGAUGCCGGGGGCCGGGAAUACCACGGUGCUGAGCAACAAGGAGUCCGGAAGGAAGACACCGGGGAUUGGCAGCCCGGUGGGACCGGUUAGCAAGGACUCUGGGAGGAAGAUGCCAGGAAUCAGCAGUCCGGUGGGAUUGGUUAGCAAGGAGUGUGGGAAGAAGCCGGCAGGGAUUGGCAGCCCGGCUGGUUUGGCCAACAAGGACUCUGGGGCGCUGAAGGCAGAUUCCCUCACGCCCACCCCGGAGCCCUUUAAGCUCCCCUGCAAUUCCAGCCUCAGCAGCCUGGAAAGCCACGAGCCUGCGGAUUUACUGAAGGAAAACGCCGCCAGCAAGCCCUUCGAGAAGCACGCCGUGAGGCAGAACAAGGAGAGCCUCCUGGAGAAGUUUUCCAUCCGGAAGGAGAUCGCCGAGGUGGGCAAGGAGAUGUUCGGCGAGGGGAUGUGCGUGCCCCAGGAUUCCUACCCCUCCAGCGAGAAGGGGAUUUACGAAGCGUCCAAGCACGAGAAGCAGCCCCCGGUGUAUUGCACUUCACCAGACUUCAGGACGGGAGGUGCCUCGGAGGUGUCGACGGCCAAGUCCCCGUUCAGCGCGGUGGGAGAGGGGAAUCUCCCCUCCCCUUCCCCCACCGUGUCUGUCCCCACCCUGAGCAGGAGCCUCUCGGCCUCCUCCUCCUCCUCCUCCUCCCAGCUGCCGUCCAACUCCUUGCACUUAAGCUCCACGGCGGAGCUCCUGGAAGGCAUCUCAGAGCCCGUGGGCAAGACCCCCUUUUGCUCUGACAGCAUCCUGGGGCUGAGCAGGACGCUGAGCCACCCCCUCGGCGCCGAUUUUAAAGGUGCCGAGAAAGACCUGAGCGAUUCGAAGGCUUCUUACGUGGAGGCUUCCCGAACUAGCCCUUCCACGGGGAAAAAGCCCCUUUUGGCAGCUGAGACGAGCAUCCACGCCACCGUCACCCCCUCGGUGGUCAGUUUUACCAGCCUGUUCAGCAGCAAGCAGUUCCUGAAGAUCGGCGCCAUCGCUGCGGCCGACAAAUCCUGCCAAGGAGCCAAGAACCUGGGCAGCACCCAGCAGUCAAAGCCCCUGAAGAAGAGAAAAGGCAGGAAGCCCCGAUGGACUAAAGUGGUGUCGAGGAGCACGUGCCGACCUCCGAAGGGCCUGGAGCUGGAGAGGUCAGAGCUUUUUAAAAACAUUUCCUACGGCGCUCUGUCGAGCAGCAACCUGGAGCAGGCCAAGUUCCUGAAAAACAUCGGCUCGUCCUCGUUCGUGGAGCACGAGUUCGUCAAGCACCAGCUGCCCAAGCUGAACGAGGCCGGGGGCCAGUCCCUGGCGCUGCUGGCCGAGGCUGACAAACCAGCCCAGAAGUUCUACGGCGCUCACAAACAGCCCUCGAGCCUCUGUAUGUCGGACGACUUCCUGCCCGACAUGUACAAGCCCAAAAGGGGAAGGUCUAAACCCAAGGAGAUGCCGGAGCUCGAGGGUCCCCCCAAAAGGACUCUGAAGAUUCCGGCCUCGAAAGUGUUCUCGGUGCAGUCGAAAGAAGAGCAAGAGCCUCCCAUUUUGCAGCCUGAGGUGGAAAUUCCCUCCCUGAAGCAGAGCUUAUCAGGGCAGCCUUUCCCCAAAAAGAGAGGGAGACCUAAAAGACAGAUCAGGUCGUCAAUUAAAACGAAACCACCUAUCCUGUCCGUGGCGCCUUUUGUUGGAACGGAGAACUCGAGCAAGAUGGGGCCCGAAAGUGAGCAGCACCGACCUGGGGAGUUCUUUGAGAGAAAGGAGCAGCUCCGAGGGCCUGAGGAGGUCCAAAGCCCCAGCAUUUGCAGCAUGAGCGAUUUGGAAGUGGACUCAGACAGAAAAGUCGCCAAGAGAAAUAACGGACAGUUGAUGAAAACGAUUAUUCGAAAAAUAAAUAAAAUGAAAACUCUGAAGCGAAAGAAACUCCUGAAUCAGAUUCUGUCCAGUACAGUGGAACCAAAUACCAAAGGGAAGAUGCAAUCCAAGCUCCACAACACGGUGUCCACUCUUGCUGCCACGUUCGGCUCGAAGCUGGGCCAGCAGAUCAAUGUCAGCAAGAAAGGAACGAUCUACAUAGGAAAGAGGAGGGGGAGGAAACCCAAAGCCGUCCUGAACGGCCUCUUGGCCGGCAGCGCCGCCGGCCUGACGGUGCUGGAGAAGUCUGCCCAGCAAGCUCCCGGCGCCUCCCUGGGCCAGGUCCUGCCCCACCUGCUGCCUCCCGCGGGGAACCCCUCGGAGGUGCUGCCGUCUCCGGUUUGCUCGCAGUCGUCGGCGGUGAGCGGCGGGCAGAGCCCGGUGAGCAGCGACGCGGGGUUCAUCGAGCCCAGCCCCGUGCCCUACCUGCACCUGCACCCGCGCCAGGGCGGCGUGGUGCAGACCCUGGCCAUGAAGAAAGCGGCCAAGGGCAGGAGGAGGCUGUCCCCGCCCACGCUGCUGCCCAACUCGCCCUCCCACCUGAGCGAGCUGACCUCGCUCAAGGAGGCCACGCCGUCGCCCGUGAGCGAGUCCCACAGCGACGAGACCGUCCCCAGCGACAGCGGCAUCGGCACCGACAACAACAGCACCUCGGACCGGGCGGAGAAGUUCUGCGGGCAGAAGAAGAAGAGGCACUCGUUCGACCACGUGUCCCUCCUGCCGCCCGAGACCUCCACCGUGCUGGGCAACCUGAAGGAGAAGCACAAGCACAAGUGCAAGCGCCGCGGCCACGAUUACCUCAGCUACGACAAGAUGAAGAGGCAGAAGAGGAAAAGGAAAAAGAAGUACCCUCAGCUGCGGGGCAGGCAGGACCCCGAUUUCCUCGCCGAGCUCGAGGAGUUAAUAAGCCGGUUGAGCGAAAUCCGAAUAACCCACCGGAGUCACCAUUUUAUACCCCGGGAUUUGCUGCCCACCAUUUUUAGGAUAAACUUCAACAGUUUCUACACCCACCCCACGUUCCCCUUAGACCCUUUGCACUACAUUAGGAAACCCGAUUUAAAGAAAAAGAGAGGCAGGCCUCCGAAAAUGCGGGAAGCUAUGGCGGAAAUGCCCUUCAUGCACAGCCUCAGCUUCCCCCUCUCCAGCACCGGGUUCUACCCCUCCUAUGGCAUGCCUUACUCCCCGUCCCCCCUGGCAGCUGCUCCCAUAGGAUUAGGGUAUUAUGGAAGGUACCCCCCGACUCUUUACCCUCCUCCACCCUCCCCUUCUUUCACGACCCCCCUGCCUCCGCCCUCCUACAUGCAUACGGGCCACUUGCUCCUCAACCCCACCAAAUACCACAAGAAGAAGCAUAAACUCUUACGCCAGGAAGCUUUCCUCACCACGAGCAGGACCCCCCUGCUGUCCAUGAGCACCUACCCCAGCGUUCCGCCCGAGAUGGCCUACGGCUGGAUGCUGGAGCACAAGCACAGGCACCGCCACAAGCACCGGGAGCACCGCUCCUCCUCGGAGCAGCCGCAGGUCGCCAUGGACACUCUCGCGGCCAACAGCUCCUCCAGAACGGUGCUGGAGUCCCUGAAGCGCUACAGGUUCGGGAAGGAGGCGGUGGGGGAGAGGUACAAACACAAGGAGAAGCACAGGUGCCACAUGGCGUGCCCGCACCUGUCGCCCUCGAAGGGUUUGCUGAGCAGAGACGAGCAGUGGGUCAGGAGGGAGCCUCCCGAGUCCAAUUCCCUGGCGCUGGGCUUGCAGACCCCGCUGCAGAUCGACUGCUCCGACAGCUCCCCGGCCCUGUCCCUGGGGGGGUUCACGCCCGGCUCGGAGCCCCCCGGCGCCGAGGAGCACACCAACCUUUUCACAAGUGCAAUAGGCAGCUGCCGAGCGCCCGGCCCCGCCGGCACCGCCGCCGCCGCCGCCGGCACCGCGCGCAAGAAGCUGCCCGAGAGCCCCGCGCUGUUCGGCGGCCAGGACGCGCCGCUCGGCCGGCCCCUCCGCAAGGAGCCCUCCCUGGAGAAGGCCCUGCAGCCCCUCUCAGGCACUUUGCCAGCCCAGGACAAACCCUCGCAGAGGCAGUCGGAGAGCACGAGCUGCAGCCCUUCCAGGAAGAGAUCCACGUCGGAGAGCACGGCUUCCCCAGGGGUGUCGGUGCCCGCCCGGAGCAGCCGCCUGGCCCCGGCCGAGGACUCUGUGGACACUCUGCUGCAGCGCAUGGCCCAGCAGGAGGGUCCUCCCACCCUGGACAAGAGCCUGGAGGCCGUGAUGGCCAACGUGUCCGUGCCCCCCUCGGCCAGUCCCGCGAGGAACCACUCCAGGGAGAGAGCUCUGGGCAAGCAGGACAGCCUGGUGGCUCCAACCGUUCCCAGCAGCUCCUGCAGCGACAGCAUCUCCCUCCUGUCGGAGCGCCUGCCCGGCACCUACUCCCCCAGGCACCUCAAGAGGAGCGUGGUGGAGGCCAUGCAGCGCCAAGCGAGGAAAAUGUGCAAUUACAACAAGAUCCUGGCCACAAAAAAAAAUCUGGACCACGUCAAUAAGAUCCUGAAGGCCAAGAAGCUGCAGAGGCAGUCGCGGACCGGCAACAACUUCGUGAAGCGGCGGCCGGGGCGGCCGAGGAAGUACCCGCUGCAGGCCGUGGUGUCCAUGCAGGCGUUCCAGGCCCACAGGCUGGUGAGCCAGGAGCUGGAGGACAGGGAGCCCAGCAGCAGCAGCAGCCCCCUGCACCUGGGCCCGGACACCAUCACGGACGUCAUCGAGGCCGUGGUGCAGAGCGUCAACCUGAACCCCGAGCACCGCAAAGGCUGGAAGAGGAAGAGGUGGCUGCCCGAGGAGCAGGCCAGGAAGAGGCACAAGUCUUUGCCUGAGGAUGAACAGGAGAGCAAUAAGAGUUUCUCUGAGGCAGUGGCUGACCCUCCCAGCCCACAGGAUGCCCUUGGGAAGCCACCUGAGCCUGAGAACCCUGAGCAGCCUCUGCCUGCUCUGCCCCAGCGGGAGAAGAAAGCCCCUCGACCCCCCAAGAAGAAGUACCAGAAGGCAGGGCUCUACUCUGAUGUGUACAAAACAACAGAGCACAGCCACAACCUCCUGGAGCCUCUUCCCUGGCCCUGCCCUGACAGACAGAAUGUUCUGGGAGGCUUCUGCUCCCCUCUCUCCCUUCCAGAGCUCAGAGGCCCUGUCAGCCCCUGGCGAGGUGCCCGGAGCCGCUCUCGGGGGACACGUGGGGACGAGCGUGUGCCACUCACCAACCUUUCUGUUCCAGGGAAGUACCUCAGACAAAAGAGAAUCGACUUCCAGCUGCCUUACGACAUCCUCUGGCAGUGGAAACACAACCAGUUGUAUAAAAAGCCAGAUGUCCCACUUUACAAAAAAAUCCGUUCUAAUGUCUACGUGGACGUCAAACCUCUCUCUGGCUACGAGGCCACCACCUGCAACUGUAAGAAACCAGAGGAUGACAGCGGCAAGGGCUGUGUGGAGGAUUGUCUGAACAGGAUGAUCUUUGCAGAGUGCUCCCCCAACACCUGCCCCUGUGGGGAGCAGUGCUGUAACCAGCGGAUCCAGAGGCACGAGUGGGUGCAGUGCCUGGAGAGGUUCCGGGCCGAGGAGAAAGGAUGGGGCAUCCGCACCAAAGAGCCCCUGAAAGCGGGACAGUUUAUCAUUGAAUAUCUGGGAGAAGUUGUUAGUGAGCAGGAAUUCAGGAACCGGAUGAUCGAGCAGUACCACAACCACAGCGACCACUACUGCCUGAACCUGGACAGCGGGAUGGUCAUCGACAGCUACCGCAUGGGCAACGAGGCGCGCUUCAUCAACCACAGCUGCAACCCCAACUGCGAGAUGCAGAAGUGGUCCGUGAACGGCGUUUAUAGGAUCGGGCUCUAUGCACUCAAGGACAUGCCUGCUGGGACUGAGCUGACCUACGACUACAACUUCCACUCCUUUAACGUGGAAAAGCAGCAACUGUGCAAAUGUGGCUUUGACAAAUGCAGAGGGAUAAUUGGGGGCAAAAGUCAACGCAUGAAUGGACUGUCAAGCAAAAGCAACCAGCCUGUGAGCACCCACAGGAGGCCUGGGCGGUCGAAAGAGAAGAGGAAGUCAAAGCACAAAUUGAAGAAGAGGAGGGGCCACAUCCCUGAGGAACCCAGUGAAAGUGUGAACGCCCCGACCAGGCUGACCCCUCAGCUGCAGAUGAAGCCCAUGUCCAACAGGGAGAGGAACUUUGUGCUGAAGCACCACGUGUUUCUGGUCCGGAACUGGGAGAAGAUCCGGCAGAAGCAGGAGGAGGUGAAGCACGUCAGCGACAACAUGCACAGCACGUCCCUCUACACCCGCUGGAACGGGAUCUGCCGCGACGACGGCAACAUCAAAUCCGACGUGUUCAUGACCCAGUUCUCAGCCCUGCAGACGUCCCGCUCGGUGCGGACGCGGCGCUUGGCGGCGGCCGAGGAGAACAUCGAGGUGGCUCGUGCUGCCCGCCUGGCACAGAUCUUCAAGGAAAUAUGUGACAGCAUCAUAUCCUACAAAGAUUCCUCCAGGCAGGCGCUUGCAGCUCCUCUCCUGAACCUGCCCCCGAAGAAAAAAAACGCAGACUAUUACGAGAAGAUCUCUGACCCCUUGGACCUCGCCACCAUUGAGAAGCAGAUCCUGACUGGCUACUACAAAACUGUGGAAGCUUUUGAUGGGGACAUGCUGAAGGUGUUCAGGAAUGCAGAGAAAUACUACGGCAGGAAAUCCCCCACGGGCCGCGACGUGUGCCGGCUGCGCAAGGCCUACUACAGCGCCCGGCACGAGGCGGCCGCGCAGAUCGACGAGAUCGUGGGCGAGACGGCCAGCGAGGCCGACAGCAGCGAGACCUCGGUGUGCGACAAGGACAACGGGCACGAGAAGGACGAGGACGUCAUCCGCUGCAUCUGCGGCCUCUACAAGGACGAGGGGCUCAUGAUCCAGUGCGAGAAGUGCAUGGUCUGGCAGCACUGUGACUGCAUGGGUGUGAACUCAGACGUGGAACACUACCUGUGUGAGCAGUGUGAGCCUCGGGCUGUGAACAGGGAGGUGCCCAUGAUCCCUCGCCCCCACUAUGCCCAGCCUGGCUGUGUUUAUUACAUCUGCCUGCUGAGGGACGACCUGCUGCUCCGCCAAGGUGACUGCGUGUACCUGAUGAGAGACAGCCGCAGGACCCCCGACGGGCACCCCGUGCGCCAGUCGUACCGGCUGCUGUCCCACAUCAACAGGGACAAGCUCGACAUCUUCCGCAUCGAGAAGCUCUGGAAGAACGAGAAGGAGGAGCGUUUUGCCUUCGGCCACCACUAUUUCCGUCCGCACGAAACCCACCACUCCCCGUCCCGCAAGUUCUACCACAACGAGCUGUUCCGGGUCCCCCUCUACGAAAUCAUCCCCCUGGAGGCUGUGGUGGGCACGUGCUGCGUGCUGGACCUCUACACCUACUGCAAAGGGAGGCCCAAGGGGGUGAAGGAGCAGGAUGUGUACAUCUGUGACUACCGCCUGGAUAAGUCAGCUCACCUCUUCUACAAGAUCCACCGCAACCGCUACCCCGUGUGCACCAAGCCCUACGCCUUCGACCACUUCCCCAAGAAACUCACUCCCAAGAGAGACUUCUCACCUCAUUACGUGCCAGACAACUACAAGAGAAACGGAGGCAGGUCAUCCUGGAAAUCAGAUCGCUCAAAACCACAGAUCAAGGACUUAAACCAAGAGGAGGAUGCUCUGCCCCUCAUGGAGGAGGUGUUGGGAGCCCCAGAGCAGGUGCCAGGGGAGCUGCCCGGCCCCGAGGAGCCCGACAAGGAGCCGCUGCCCAGCGAGGGCUGCGAGGCAGAGAAGAAGGGGGAGGAAACCCCCUCGGACACGAGGCAGCUCUGCAGCCCCGAGGAGAGGAGGCACCUCCAGAGGGAGAGGCUGAACCAGAUCCUGCUCAACCUCUUAGAGAAAAUCCCAGGGAAAAACGCCAUCGACGUCACCUACCUGCUGGAGGAGGGGUCGGGCAGGAAACUCCGGCGCCGCACCCUGAGCAUCCCCGAGAGCACCUUCAGGAAGUGACACCCGAGGUCUGGGGGGCUGCGUGUGACUUGGUGGGGCUGCCGAGCCCCGAGGGGCCUCCCCCGACCUCCCUCCGCGCCGGCCCAGGGGGAGG